CUUUUUAUAAAAAAAAAAUAUCAUAUUUUUUUUCUGCUUCUCAUUUUAUUACAUAUUUGAAUAUAAAAAGAGAGUUUUAGCUUCCUAAUCCUUAUCCGGACUUGUAUUCGUUUUUAAUCGGUGAUGAUUGCCUGCAACAACUCAUCCGUGACUUUCUCGUCAUGGAUCCACCCACAAAAGCCAUUAUCGCCUACCGGUGCAUUAUCAUCUCUUGGUCCCGGAACCGCUCAGCCGUCGACGCUGGUGAAGAAGUCAUCGUUUCAACGAUACAAAAAGCGAGCUCAGGAUUUCUUUGGUCACAAUGGAACCAGCUCAUCGGCCCCGGUGCUCUCGGUUUUGGGACGUAAAUUAUCGCAACUCUCACUACGCCAUGUAUCACGAGAGUCUUCGGCCGCAUCGUUUGUAGCCUCGGACGACGCAUGUAAAACCGUGGAAGCCGUAGCCAUGGUAGGUUCUAUAGCAGCGGCGCUGGCCAUGAGUAGUCGUUGUCAAUACGCUCCACCUGGGUCUGUGCCGGCCGACGGAUCAGUGAAUCAACAGUGCCGAUCACAAUCAAACCAUGCACCGUCCUUGUGUGCUGCAAGGUGGCCCCGUUUGUCAUUUUCUACUGCUUUAUCCAGCCAGACAGAAUGCAAACGCACUGCAUCAAGUGAUCAAGCCAUGCCACGAAACCUAAUAUCGCAACGUCCACGACUACAAACACCGUAUCAUGAUGUGUCGCCCUCGUCGCCCACUCAUUACACAAAAGAAGCCCUGUUACAUGAAAAAUAUCCCGCUUAUCGUAAAGGGAAAAUUAUUGGCACAGGUGCAACUGCCAAGAUUCGAUUGAUGGAGCGACCCAUGGCCAGUCAUUUCAGAGAAAAUCAAUUAUCGUCCGUGUUGGCCAUAAAAGUGUACUAUAAACGAGAUCGUGAAGAGAGUCGGCGACAUUACCAGAAACGGCUCAUUAGCGAAUUCUGCAUCAGCAACACCCUGAAGCACCCACAUGUAAUUCAUGUUUAUGACCUGUUGAAAGAUAAUAAAGGACGCUGGUGCUCCGUCAUGGAAUUUUGUGGUGGCGGCGACGUGUUUUCCAUCUUGCAAGAUUUCAACUUGACGGAUGCGGAAAUGGAUUGUCUUUUGAAACAAUUGCUUCUGGGAUUGCAGUACAUCCAUGAGUGCGGGGUAGCACAUCGAGAUAUUAAACCUGAAAAUUUAAUGAUGACACGCGACGGAGUGCUCAAAAUUGCCGACUUUGGCGUAGCGGAUGUGGUGCAAUCGUGCUACACAGAAGACACUCGGGAAUGUUACGGACGAUGUGGAUCGGAACCGUAUUGGGCACCUGAGCUCUGGACAGACAGUGCCAAGACGGGCUACGAUGGACGAGCAAUCGAUAUUUGGAGUGCGGCGGUGACUUGGCAUUGUUUCUUAUAUCGCUGUAUUCCAUUCCUGCAGGCCUGCGAAGACGAUCCAAAGUAUGACGAGUUUUUAAGCAUGCGGCCCCAACGACAAUGGCAACCUCUUUCGAAAUGCACCGACGAUGAAAAGGCAUGUUUAUAUGGCAUGUUUGAUCCCGAUCCUUCCACCCGCUGGACAGUGGAACAAUGCCUGGCGUCAACGUGGAUGCAAUCUGUACAUAUUUGUCAAUUUAAUGAACAUACACAUCAUUACACAAAGUAAAAAAGGAAAAGGAAAAAAUACACUUCAAAUAACAAUAAUAGUAGCAAUAACAAGAAAAAAUAUCUGGCACAAUUAACGAUGUUACGGUAUUGACUCAAUGACCUUUUUGUUGUCAGAAAACCAGCUGUGUGCAUAUUCUCGGUGUUUAGCAUUAGAUAGAAUUGUAACUUGC
This is a messenger RNA of Radiomyces spectabilis, 1831 nucleotides long. Its product is annotated as kinase-like domain-containing protein. Gene Ontology annotation, biological process: protein phosphorylation; intracellular signal transduction. Gene Ontology annotation, molecular function: ATP binding; protein serine/threonine kinase activity. Lineage: Eukaryota; Fungi; Mucoromycota; Mucoromycetes; Mucorales; Radiomycetaceae. The coding region runs from base 124 to 1659 and encodes 511 amino acids. The record is from RefSeq and is a predicted model, not a curated record. The transcript has 2 exons.